Saccharomycopsis crataegensis is the source of this 2172-nucleotide messenger RNA. It is a transcript of the gene FRA1, whose product is annotated as aminopeptidase P. The record is from RefSeq and is a predicted model, not a curated record. NCBI's taxonomy places the organism in Eukaryota, Fungi, Ascomycota, Saccharomycetes, Ascoideales, Saccharomycopsidaceae. Gene Ontology annotation, molecular function: metalloaminopeptidase activity. The transcript has a single exon. The coding region runs from base 1 to 2172 and encodes 723 amino acids.
AUGAGUCAGAGACUAGUUCAACAAACUUCAAGACUAUCUUUAGUCUCCUCAAGACAUGAGAACUCUACUGCUCGUCCAAGACUAUCACGUAACUGUUCAAAUUGUGUCUGCUCCCCAGGGUUGCUCUCACGUCAAAACAGACGAGCUAGUAUCAUUGCUAAACGAAUGAAUUUGAAAAGAAGUUCGACUUCUGGCAGCUUAACUCGUAGUAGCACUCGUGCAAGCUUGAUAGGCGAAGACGAUGAGCUUUGCAAGACUGCCAAAGAAAUAAACACCAGCAAAAGAUUGGAAGCCUUGAGACAUGAAAUGAAGAGCGAGGAUAUUGCCGUGUACAUUGUGCCUUCGGAAGACGAGCAUCAAUCAGAGUACGUGUCGCCAAAAGAUCAAAGAAGAAGCUUCAUUUCUGGGUUUUCUGGUUCCGCAGGGAUUGCUGUGAUUACCAGAGAUCCAAUGUCGAUGAAUGACGUUCCCGAUGGUUUAAGUGCUUUGAGUACCGACGGAAGAUAUUUCAUUCAAGCAGAAAAUGAAUUGGAUUUUAACUGGAAAUUAUUGAAACAAGGGGUCAAGGAUCAACCGACUUGGCAAGAAUGGGCUAUAUUAAAUGCCAUUCAGAUGAGUUUAGAUAGUGGGUUGGACAUCAAGAUUGGCAUCAACAGUAAAUUGUUUAAUUACACCCAAUACUCUGAGUUGUCCAAACAGUUAAAAGACCAAGUUUAUAAAACCAUCACCGAAAAGAAGCUAGAGAAGAAUCCACCAUCGAUCGACAUCAUCCCUGUCAAGAGAGAUUUGAUCGAUGCCAUCUGGAGCCAAUUUGAAAUUCCUCCAACUAGACCGGCAUCCAAAUUAAUGAAGCUCACCGAGAACUUUACUGGUGAUUCAGUGAGCUCGAAAAUUUGCAAGCUCAGAAACCUGUUGAAAACCAAAUACUCGCAUACUAAUUUUGUCGUCACCUCUUUGGAUCAAAUUGCGUGGUUAUUGAAUUUGAGAGGGUCUGAUAUUCAAUAUAACCCAAUUUUUUACAGUUUCUUUAUCUUGACUAAUGAUAGGAAUAUUCUCUUUUGUGAUUUGCAAGAACGCUUGGAUGACAACAAUGCCGAUAUUGCCGAGUAUUUGGCCACCAAUGGGAUUGAGGUGAAACCAUACUCCAGCUUUUAUGAUGAAUUAGUCUCAAUUUCCGGUGAUAUCCAAGAAUUUUUGGUUCCAAAUUCUUGUAGCUGGGCAGUUUGUCAACAAUUGAAAUCUAAGUUCAAGCUUAUUGACUCGCCAAUUGAACUCCUUAAGGCGGUCAAGAAUAGCACCGAACUUAGCAACUUUAAAGUGGCUCAUUCAAAGGACGGUAUUGCAUGUAUUAAAUUCUUUGCCUGGCUCGAAGACCAACUUGUGAACAAAGAAGAACUUAUAAAUGAACAUGACGUGGCAUGUCGACAAGAGGAGUUCCGUAAAGAACAGCCAAAUUACGUUGAUUUGUCAUUCGAGACCAUUUCUUCUACUGGAAGUAACGCGGCAAUCAUCCACUAUGCUCCGCCAGUCGAAGGAUCUUCUGUCAUUGACCCAAGUAAGAUUUAUCUCAAUGAUUCUGGUGCGCAGUAUCUCGAAGGUACUACUGAUAUCACCCGUACCUACCAUUUCACCCAGGCAUCAGAAGAAGAAAAACAGAACUAUACCUUAGUCCUCAAGGGGAAUAUCGCGAUAGAGAACUUGAAAUUCCCAGAAGGUACCAACGGAUACAUGAUUGACUCUAUUGCCCGACAAUUUUUGUGGAGGAAGGGCCUUGACUAUAAACAUGGUACUUCUCACGGGGUGGGGGCGUUCCUUAACGUUCAUGAAGGACCAAUAGGGAUUGGGUUCAGACCUCACUAUGCGAAAUAUCCAUUGCAAGCAGGUAAUGUGAUCUCUAACGAACCUGGGUAUUACAAGACUGGCGAAUACGGUAUUAGAAUCGAGAAUGUGGUUUACGUGACAAGGGAUGAGAAGUUUGACCAAUUUUUGAAAUGUGUCAACAUGACUAGGGUUCCUUAUUGUCGUGAAUUGAUUGAUACUAGCUUGUUGUUACAAGAAGAGAUUGAACAUAUUAAUUCAUAUCAUGAUUCUAUUUGGAGGGAGUUCAAUAGCCAAUUGAAGAAUGAUUGUGUCACAUUAAACUGGUUGAAGAGACAAUGUCAACCAUUAUAA